AUGGAGCAUACUUUCUUGACUAUACAUAAUUUACAUCCGGACGCUAAUAUCCUUUACGCGUCUGAUUCCAUCUUUGAAAUCCUUGGAUACUCUCCACAGGACGUCAUCAAUAAGUCUGCUUUCGAAUUCUUUCAUCCGGAUGAAAUCCCAUAUGCGCGAUCCGUCCAUAGUCGCGGCGUCUUGCUGGACAAGGCGGCCGUUCUGCACUAUGCACGUCUUCGCUCUUGUGAUGGUCGUUGGGUAAGCAGACGUGCUCUGGACGCACCACAAGUCAGGCGUCUCUUCUCACGCUCCCCUAGAGACCCACGAUAUCACAUGUUGCAACAUCUGUCCCCUAAGUUCAGGUUGCCACCCGUAGAGCGUGAACCCCGAGCUGCUCUUAUCCUCAAUCGGUUCACUAGAACAUUGACUGUCAUGUUUGCAACCGAUGCUGUCGCCUCCAUCCUCGGGGUUCCUGCCGAACAAGUCCAGCAUAAAAGCUUCUACGAAUGCAUUCGAGAGACCUGCUUGGAUGAUGCGCUUAAGUGCAUUGAGAGUGCGAAGGCCAAUGAUUCCAUUGCUUACUUGCGAUUCUGGUCUAGAGAUCCACGACGACCCGAAGACUUCGAGGACGAAGAGAGCAAUGUCGACGAGGAGUCGACGAUUGAUGGAGUUGAUGAGCGAAAUGAAAGCGAGGGACCUCGUCAUCUCAGAAACGGCACCAGCAACAGCCCGUACCCAGGCCAGAAUGGAUCUGGAAGCGGCUUAAUGGGACCGAACCAGCAACGACGUGCUGAGAGCCGCCGCUCUAGCGAUUCUGAGGGAGGUGGCGUUAAGUUGGAUGGUGCCAUGGAUAUCGACUCUAACUCCAACUCCAACUCCCACCGGGGCUCAGCAGGUCCCUCCAUCAAGGCAGAGCCCGAUGUGGACAUGCAGGAUGGCACUACUUCCAACGAAACAUCGGGUGAAUCCCGCACUACGAGCUCCAAUGCUCUGGGCUCUAGUUCACGAGCUGCUGGUUAUCAGACUCCUCUCACACCACAGUCGCCACAACCGCUUGAGGAUAACGCACCCCAAGCACGCAGAUCGCGCAGCCGCCCAGCACGACAAUUGGCACCUUCUGUCGAGCUGGAAGCGGUCGUCUCAUGUACCUCUGACGGUCUUGUCGUCAUCCUCCGCCCAGCAAGACCUCAGAUUCCCAGUGCCGAGCCUCUCCAAAUCCCUUCUACCUUCGACCAUGGUGUGUUCGCUGCUCCUUGGGCGCAACAACCUGUGUAUCCCCAGUAUCCUCACGAGGCUGUUCACAAUUUCCAAGCUCCAUAUGCUCCACACCAUAUGCCAUUGCGAAGUGGUAUCCAAGCUGCCGGCGGGCCACCUAUGGAUCAGCUCAUGCAGUCCAUUAGAGAUGUUGCUGUAUUCGCUUGGGCCCUCGUGGGUAUCAACGGAAAUAUAGCAUCUUAUGGUCAUGGUCAGCCGUCAGGAGAGGCUCAACCUCCCGACGGUCUUCCCAUAUGGGAUCCCGAAGCGGGAGACGCCUCAUACGAAGGGCCUUACAACCAGGCUGCUCAGCGAUGGGCUCGAGAGGCCCAACGACAGCAGUCAUCGCUCCACCAGCAGGACUCGGUGUCAACUGAGUUCUCGAUGGAGAGAACAGCAGAUUACAGCACAACUGGAAUGGGAUAUCAGAACCAUGCAACCAAUGGCCAUGGUAACUCAUGGUAUUCACAACCAUUGGCUCAUCAACGCAACCAAGAGGCGUUCGCCCAGAACAGCCGUCAGCACCAUCAGGAUCCCUCCAACAUGACGGCUUCUUCAGUGAACCAACCUCCAAGCCAGUGGAGUGACGGACAGCAUUGGCUUGGAAACCCUCAAGUUCCUACGACGUCAGCCGAGGAUCACCAUAACCAUACAAACGGAUGGCAUUAG
This is a messenger RNA of Fusarium redolens, 1905 nucleotides long. RefSeq lists its product as uncharacterized. The transcript is spliced from 3 exons. The coding region runs from base 1 to 1905 and encodes 634 amino acids. NCBI's taxonomy places the organism in Eukaryota, Fungi, Ascomycota, Sordariomycetes, Hypocreales, Nectriaceae. The record is from RefSeq and is a predicted model, not a curated record. Gene Ontology annotation, molecular function: protein binding.